AUGCCACUGACGUUUGCAAGGAUACAUCAGUGUCUACUGCCCAAAGCGAAUCAAAUGUUGCAGUUGCUCUCCCCUCAUGUAGGUCGGAUGCCACCAAGACAACACCUACCCCAGUCCAUGAAGCUCCAAGUCAACACCACUCAGGAGAUGUCACAGCAGGUGACAAGGACACUUCAGCCAAAGGAAGCCACUAACAUUUGUAAUGAUACCUCAGUGUCUACUGCCCAGAGCGAAUCAAAAAUUGCAGUUGCUCCUCGCCCAUGUAGGUUGGGUGCUGCGAAGUCCUACACACACGACCACAGCGAUGGCGCAGAGAGUUCACCCUCUGAUAGCAACUGGGCUGCAGAUGAAGAAAAGCACAAAAAAGCUGCACGCCCUUCUGCCGUUGAUGGUGAUGACAACAGCGACGAUCCCUCUUUGUCUCCACUCCGAUUGACCCAUGAACAAAAAGGAAAAGGCAGAGCUAAGGCGUUUGAUAAGGGUGACAAUGAUGAGCAGGACUAUAAUGAGGAACAGGAGGUCAAUGAGGAUAAGAGUGACAAAGGCCCCGCCAAGAAGGGAAGGCUGCCAUUUGAAGUGGUCCUAAAGGUGCAGGAACUUGGUGCGAGGGUGAUCCUCAUUGAGGUAGGGCUGGCCACAAAGGCAACACGCAAGGAGUCUCCUUGGAAUCAGCACCAAACGUGGUUCAAGACUUUUAGCCCCCCCUCUCAAGAAUCGGCUGGUUACUGGUACCACACCCAUGGUAUUCAUAUUUCUGGUGUUGCAAUAUUUCCUGGUUAUGAGGAUGCUGGCCACCAAGCAUCAGGGUACAAAGACUUAGAGGCUGCGCAAGCAGAAGGGAUAUCUUUUAGUUUUCUCCCUCGCUCUACCACUGGCCCAAAUGGCACACUUUUGUGCAAUGGCAAGUCCGCUAGGGACAGGAACAGAAAAGUCACACCAAUGAUCAUCAGCGAGAAGUUUGCUGAAGCUGGCCAUCCGCUUAAAACCUCCAACAACAGAUGGUUGGACAUACUCAAUACUCUUUAUGUUGAGCAGCUGUUCAUCCUUAACUGGCCUGCUGUUGUACCGCCCCCCGGCCCCAACUUUGAUCUCAAAGCAUUGUCAGCUGACUUAGGUCAAGAUGAUGAGGACGAUGAUAGUGAGGCAGAAACCGCGAAGACAAAGAAGUGUAAGGGUAAAUCCAAGAAGUCAAACCACAACAGAAGGACAAAGGGUACAAUAGUAGAGAAGCCGGAUGUUGUGUUGUCCAUUAGAGAGUGGUCUGAGUACACAAACGGCGAGGUCCUCCGUGAGCUUCGGAAUUUGGUCAAGUUUUUCAAGAAUUUCCCCCUCCCAUAUCAAGCUAGUACCAACCAGAUGAUCCUGCAAAGUGAUGCAAUAGUAUCCAAUAUGAUUUGUGAUACUUCAGAGGAAUGGUUGUGGUUUGUAGGUAACAAGAAGGACCAAGAUAGUUUAUUUGGUGCUCAGGGUGCUAGUAUAGUGUCUCCUGGUGCAAAAGAGGUCACACCAAAUUUUUCAAUGAACAGCAUCAUAUGUGUGAAUAACAAGGCCUGGAUCUUGCACAAGGAGCCCAUUUAG
Suillus fuscotomentosus is the source of this 1578-nucleotide messenger RNA. RefSeq lists its product as uncharacterized. The record is from RefSeq and is a predicted model, not a curated record. NCBI's taxonomy places the organism in Eukaryota, Fungi, Basidiomycota, Agaricomycetes, Boletales, Suillaceae. The transcript has 14 exons. The coding region runs from base 1 to 1578 and encodes 525 amino acids.